Coccinella septempunctata (seven-spotted ladybird) is the source of this 595-nucleotide messenger RNA. RefSeq lists its product as uncharacterized. NCBI's taxonomy places the organism in Eukaryota, Metazoa, Arthropoda, Insecta, Coleoptera, Coccinellidae. The transcript is spliced from 2 exons. Bases 193 to 510 code for a protein of 105 amino acids. The record is from RefSeq and is a predicted model, not a curated record.
GGUCGAUUCUGUUUGGAAAUAGUAAUAUAGUUAUAGGAAAGAUAUUGCUAUCACAGCAAAGUUUGAAAAACUGGUAUUCUAAUCAUUGAUUUUGAGCAAUAUGAUCUGUCAAUUUUUAGAAGAUCUUGUUAUUUCAGUUUGCUAUAUCAGCAACGUCAUUUUAGUACUUGCUAUUUCAUAACAAAGUUGAAAAUGGCACUGAAUCCCUUGUUUUUACAUUUCUUCCAAGUGUUAGAAUAUUUAGAAAAUAGAGAAAAUAUGAGACUACAAUUUCGAUAUAUAAGGGACACCAGUAAUCCAUUUGAAUUGCCUGAUGAAAAGUUUCUGAAACUGUUUCGCUUGAAUAAGGAAGCAACAUUUAGCUUGAUAGAAGAGUUGCGUGGAUUGGUUGAGGAACCGACCAGAAAAGAUACAGUUCCUUUUUACCUACAAGUGAGUGAAAAUCCAUUGAGAAAAAGUAUGAAGGAUUCUAUUUUUUUAGGUUUUCGCAAGUCUUAUCUUCUUCAGUAGUGGUAGCUACCAAACUAAUAUUGGUGAAGACCUAAAUAUUGGAAUAAGUCAGCCUGCUAUGAGUAGAGCAAUUAAUAGAAUCAGC